CGGGAAGUAUGGAUCAUCGUGCAGCCCUGGAAAUGGAUAAAAUCCACCCAAAUCGCCAGUCGAGCAUCACGGAUGAUGAAGAAGAACAAGAUGCUGCGUUUACCAUUGUCAGAGUCCUGGACAAGGUAGCCACCAUAGUAGACAGCGUGCAGGCCAGUCAAAAACGGAUUGAGCAGCGCCACAGAGAAAUGGAAGAUGCCAUCAAGACCAUUCAGAUUGACAUUCUAAAGCUGGCUCAGUCCCAUGGCAACACAGGAUACACAGUUAACAAGCUGUUGGAGAAAACGCGCAAAGUUAGUGCUCGGGUCAAAGAAGUGAGAGCCCGAGUAGAGAAGCAGAAUGUUAAUGUGCAGAAGGUGGAGACCAAACAGGAAGAAAUGCUGAGGAAAAACAAGUUUCGCGUUGUCAUUUACCAGGAAGACAUUCAGUGUCCAUCUUCUCUGACCGUUGUCAAAGACCGGACACAAGGGGAAAGCACAGAAGAUGCCUUCUGCCCACCUGAUGAUCUCUCUUCUGAUGAGGAGUAUUACAUAGAAGAAAGCCGAACAGCCCGUUUUAAGAAAUUGGGGAUGAGGCGCAUCAACAACAUCAAAAAGGCAUUUUCAAGAGAGAACCUUCAGAAAACAAGGCAGAAUUUUGGCAAUAAGGUGGAUAGGCUUCGUACUCGAAUAGUAACACCUGAGAGAAGGGAACGAAUAAGGCAAUCAGGAGAGAGGCUGAGACAGACUGGGGUACGGUUCAAGAAAAAUAUUGCCAAUGUAGCACCAAUUAAGGAGAAUUUGAAAAAGUAUAGAAAAACUAAAGAGCAACCAGGGGCUGAAGGCCAACAAGAAACCCAGGAAUCUGGCCCUGAAACAGCAACAGAAAGUAGGGAAGCUGAACCAGCCACUGAAGAAAUUUCCUACACUGAAGUGAUAACGAAAGUGAAGAAGGACAAAGGGGAUGGAUCAAAACACCUUUCUCAGGCAGAUGAAAAAGUAAUGAUUCCUCCUGAGAAGAACCUGAUCAAACCAGAGAUGAAAGAGGAUGCCCUUCUAUUGGAUCUAAAGCAGCCAGCUUAAAUGGCAAACAUCCGCUGGCGAGGUGGUGUCACUAUGGCAGGGAAAGAGCAAUUCCUUUCAUGUUGGAGGUGCAGACUGGUGGCUUUCAUACUGUCUGCAGAGACCUUGAAGUAUUGCAUGUUGCAGAAAGUUUGGGGCCCAGCCCAAGGUAUGGUUUCUAUUUGGACAUGCCAAAUUGGUCAGUUGGAUUUAUCUGCCAACCCACCAAACCAAGCAGCAUGUGUUAAGACAUUUUUUCCUACCAUGCGUUGUUCAAAUGUAUUUUUUUUUCUAAAACUCCCAUUAUCCCCAUUCUUACUAUGGCUUAUGGUUGUAGUAUUUUGUAGGGUGCCUGGUUGGAGAAAGUUGUUGUAGGACUCUUUCAGCAUUUCCCAAUAUUUUACAGGAAAGUCAGUAAUGACAGACUUUUGCUAUCCUACAUGGUAUCCUACAUAGUUUGCCGGAUGAUUGAUAAGCUCUUCUGGACAAUCUGCAAUCCCAAGUGAAAAUUGUAAUCUAUAUAUAUGCUUAGAUGUGCUUAAUCCAAGUUGUGCUUGGAUUAAAUUACAGAAGCGAAUAGAUCGAUAUGUAUGAACUCUUUUUCUUUACAUACAGUGGGUGCAUCUUUAUCACCUGAUGAUUCUCUGCUAAUAAUAAACAAUUUCCUUUUAACGUGUAUGCAAAUUGCCAUUUACCCUAACAGGUACUACAUUUCAACAUUAAAAGAUAGAAACACCCUCUCCCAGAUUUAAUGACAUUAAUUUCUCAGCAAGUUUCUUGUUUUGAUUUUUUAAUGUACAGUGAUAACUACAAAAAGUAAAUCUCAUUAUUUGACUUAUAAGAGAUAUCCAUCCGGCUGUUGCACAAAGUAGGUGAAUUGUGGGCAUGAACAAAUCCAUCAAUCAGGUAACCAUUAACUGUUUCUCCUCCUGCUUUUAUUCAUACUUUUGGAUACUUUUAUCCAAACAGAUUUCUCCCCCCACAACCCCUUUUAUCCAGAUAGGUUUGUUGGAGAAACUUGAUUAUUAUAAACUGCAGAGAAUUGGGUAUUUCUUUGCAAGACAAAAUAUGGAGAGAACUCUAGUUCAGGGGUCUCCAACCUUGGUCCCUUUAAGACUUGUGGACUUCAGCACCCAGAGUUCCUCAGCCAGCUUUGCUUUGCUGGCUGAGGGACUCUGGGAGUUGAAGUCCACAAGUCUUAAAGGGACCAAGGUUGAAGACCCCUGCUCUAGUUAGAAUGUGGCAGAGCUUCAGGGGUUUCAGGGAAUUCACUUUUGCCCCACCUGGAAAAGAUCAUUAGGAUCUUGCUCAUACAUAGUGACUGUAGCCUGUAGACUGGCCAUUCCGUGAAUGAAAGGGUUCCUUUCAUUUAGGAAGACAGCAUAAAUGUCUUUCUGGAGGGAGAACAAGGAGGAGUCAUGGUAUCCUAAACCACCAAUGGUUUGAGUGGCUUAUUGUUGGUUUAUUCAGCCAAUGUAUAUUCUAUUCUGUUUCAGAGGCUUGUAAUCAGAUAGAAUUGUGGUGAGAUCCUUUGAAUGAAAAAAAUAAAAAUAACUCUGUAAAGGGCCUGUUUGUAAAUGUGUUCUUUUAGCUGCAUCAGUUUAAUAAGAGAACUUAUCUCAACUUUAGCAUGUUCAUUGCAAUGUAAAAAAAACCCAGAAUUGGUGCUUGUAUGCAGAGCUGCCACAGAAUCUCCAGGUGCUCAUUAAUGACCUGAGUUAAUGACCUUUAAAUAAGGUAUUGUUUUCUCUCUCCUCUCAGACUUUGCUCCAGAAUAACGCAUUAUGAUGCAGUUACUUAAUUUGCUUCCAUUUUAUAGUUUUAACACUGAUGACUUAGUGUAAACCAAGUAAACACAUUUUGUAUCAAUAUAUGCAGUGUUCCAUGACUAUAUAAAUUAUGCAAACUACUUUUUUUCCUAAAAUUUGCUAUAUUCUGCAGAUUGUAAUGAUGUUGAGCUUUGCCAAAUGCUCAUGCUUUUUGAUUUUCAAAACUCUGAGACUCAUCUACCUCAGUAUAAACAUAUUAUUUUUUGAGCGUUAUAAAAUUUAUUUUUUUUCAAUCAUAUUUAAUAGAAAAAAUAUGCUUAUCUUCUGGUCCUUCUCCUGCCCCCUGCCCAAGAUUGUUCAGGGCACAGUUUCCCAUGACCAAUAUAUUUUUGGCUUAAAGUUCUGGUAUUUUUUAGUUUCUCAAGUACCCGGUAAUAGCAUUUAACUUUCAGAGCCAAGGAGUAGUAGUUGUAAGGAAGUAAUGGUACACUUUACAUUCAGUGGUUCAACAGUUUCAAAGUGGAUUAGUGUUUCCAGAUUGAGAUGGGUGACUUAACUGCAGUGGAAGGCAGAAGAGACAGACUGUAUAAGGAGAAAGCAGUUUCAUAUGUACUGUAUGUUUCUACACACUGUAAAAUUAAGAAUGGUACCAAAUAAAAAAGAAUGUGUAACUACA
This is a messenger RNA of Ahaetulla prasina, 3485 nucleotides long. It is a transcript of the gene CAVIN4, whose product is annotated as caveolae associated protein 4. The record is from RefSeq and is a predicted model, not a curated record. Gene Ontology annotation, cellular component: cytoplasm; caveola. Gene Ontology annotation, biological process: regulation of gene expression. The coding region runs from base 9 to 1061 and encodes 350 amino acids. The transcript has 2 exons. Lineage: Eukaryota; Metazoa; Chordata; Lepidosauria; Squamata; Colubridae.